This is a messenger RNA of Plasmodium cynomolgi strain B, 846 nucleotides long. RefSeq names its product subtilisin-like serine protease. The transcript is spliced from 2 exons. The coding region runs from base 1 to 846 and encodes 281 amino acids. The record is from RefSeq and is a predicted model, not a curated record. Gene Ontology annotation, molecular function: serine-type endopeptidase activity. NCBI's taxonomy places the organism in Eukaryota, Apicomplexa, Aconoidasida, Haemosporida, Plasmodiidae. Gene Ontology annotation, biological process: proteolysis.
AUGGUUGACAAGGGUGGUAUCGUUGACGUUGGUGACAUGGCUGACAAGGGUGGCAUCGUUGACGUGGGUGGCCUUUAUGCGAUCCGCGCGAUUGGCGGAGAGGCCCCUGCUAGGAGCGGAACCAACCUACGGAGCCACGCUGGCAGCAACGGUACCUUUCAGCUGAACAACCAAAUGGCGUUUAAGAAUUUUUUGAGCAGACUUCAAAGCAACUACAAGGGGACGAAUAUUAUUAAUGGGUACGACCAAACGAAGAUGAAGGAGGGCACGGAGAUGUCGGAGCCUCACGAGCAGAACGACAAUUACGUAUCGUUAUUUGAGGCUUUGAAGACUCUCGAGGAAAAAAACAUCCUUGUCGUUUCAUCAUCAGGCAACUGCUGCCCCACAACGGAAUCCAUGAACACAUUUCCUGAGUGUAAUUUAGACGUAAAGAAGGUAUACCCUACGGCUUACUCUCUAAACCUACGUAACCUUAUCACCGUUUCGAAUAUGAUUCAGCAAGAAAAUGGACAAGUGAUUCUAUCUCCAGAUUCUUGUUACAGUGCCAACUAUGUUCACUUAGCUGCUCCGGGAGACGAUAUAAUAUCCACCUUCCCACGGAAUAAGUAUGCAAUUAGCAGCGGUUCGUCUUUCUCCGCUGCCGUGGUUACUGGUUUGGCUGCCCUGGUGUUGUCUAUCAAUGCUCGUUUGAGUUACGAGGAGGUGAUUGACUUGCUGCGUGGCUCCAUUGUGCAAACGGAGUCCCUCCGGAGUAAGGUGAAGUGGGGGGGCUUUCUGGACGUGCGCCACCUGGUUAGCUCGACCAUCGCGCUUUCGCGCGGGGAGGCGGAAGCAGCCAGGGAGUGA